CUUGCGAUCACAACACGUCACAUGACCAGAGUCACCCUGGCAGUUAUUAAAUGCACGCGAACAUGUUGAACAUCUCUCAGUUCGUUCUCUCUAGCUACGGUUGUUGCUGAGCUGACAGCAAUACUUAUCUGCCAACAAAACCGUCCGCUCUGAACAGCACUGCAGUCGAUUCCGUCUCUUAUUUGUUUAGCUAGCCAGUUUUAGCUACGUUUUCAUUGUUGUGGAUCUUGUUAGCAAAUUACUUGGAGAUUUUCUUGUUUGGUAAACGUUUGUAAACAAUCGAAUUUGUAAGAUCAGCUGAUCUUCACACAAAGCAUCUUUCUGCGGUUGAUCAGAAGAACCCAAACAAACUCAGGAUGACUACCAACGCUCAGCAGGCGAAGAGUUGCCCCAUCCCUACCCGGGUUCUCACCCUGAAAGACUGGUCUCAGCUCCCCGACUGCUACAGUCAGACUCCCGGGGGUACUCUCUUCUCCACAACGCCCGGAGGAACACGCAUUAUCUACGACAGGAAGUUCCUCCUGGACUGUCGGAACUCUCCCAUCGCCCGUACCCCCCCCUGUUGCCUGCCCCAGAUCCCUGGGGUGACGGUGCCCGCUCUGCACCCUCUGGGCAAACUACAGGAGCUAAAAGAGGAGCUGGAGGAGGAGGAGAAGGACCUGGCAGAUGACAGCCAGUUUGAGAUGGACAUCUGAGCAGCAGCUCAUUGCCUCCUGUGGAGAGAGCUGUUGUAUCUUCUGUUCUGACGUCUGAUUGGUCCUUUACGACCAGCAUGCGUCACAUAUUCACCUUCUUCAACUAUCUUUAAAAAAAACUUUUUGUUGAGGAAACUCCCCAAAAGAAAAAGAGAAUGGGGGUAUGUUGAGUUAGAAAACAAUGAAUCACCGCUGUAUAAAGCACAGAAUGCUUCAAUGGUUGCAGAUUCCUGUUUGAGCUGCAGGGUUGGAAGAAGCAAUGUGUUUGUUGGACAGUUUUUGAUUUGUACAUAAGUCUACCGUACUUUUAAUUUUUUUUAAAGGAGGGAAAUGUUCGAUUUUACAUUAAACAUACAGGGACCGCAGGAUUGGUCAUGAAGGCAGAGUUGCUGCGUUGUUUUUUAAAACUAAUACUCCCAUUUUGGAGUGGCUGCUGGGCCUAUGAGGGGUCACCCUGUCUGAGCCUGGCAUAAGGUUAAAGGUCAGAGGUUGGGGGUGACUGUUAGACAGGCUCCUCCAUGCGUCUGCCUGUGGAGGAGGAAUUGAAAUGUAUUAAAAUUCAAAAUAAAAUAAAGACAAAACCUAAACUUGA
Messenger RNA from Coregonus clupeaformis (lake whitefish), 1287 nucleotides. Its product is annotated as eukaryotic translation initiation factor 4E-binding protein 3-like. Bases 357 to 695 code for a protein of 112 amino acids. Gene Ontology annotation, cellular component: cytoplasm. The transcript is spliced from 3 exons. Gene Ontology annotation, biological process: negative regulation of translational initiation. Gene Ontology annotation, molecular function: eukaryotic initiation factor 4E binding. Lineage: Eukaryota; Metazoa; Chordata; Actinopteri; Salmoniformes; Salmonidae. The record is from RefSeq and is a predicted model, not a curated record.